Messenger RNA from Trichobilharzia regenti, 1092 nucleotides. The record is from the annotation of a GenBank genome assembly. NCBI's taxonomy places the organism in Eukaryota, Metazoa, Platyhelminthes, Trematoda, Strigeidida, Schistosomatidae.
AUGGAUAAAAGUUUUAAAGCGAAUCCGAAAACCAAUCAGUGCUGUACGAAAAAGAUCGAUAUUUCUCCUGGGAUUUGUCUCGUUCACAGUUUGGCUGGUGGAACAGGUUCAGGGUUUGGAUUACGCUUACUUGAAGAAGCACAAGAUAACUUAGGCGUCCGUCUAUGUUUAACUUUUAGUGUUAUGCCAUACUGCUAUGGGGAGUCUCCACUUCAAGCAUACAACAUUUUGCUGUCUUUGGCUGGGUUGACGCGCAUAGCAGACGGUAUUGUUCUGUUGUACAACGAUUGGUUGCUUGCUCAAGUACAGCUGAAUUCGACCAGUGAAAACAAAACGAAAACAACAACACGUGUUUUAGAAAACGUUACUGGUAUUAAUAAUUUGGCGGCCGAACAAAUGACUAAUUUACUUGCACCGUGUAGUUCAAUGGAUUCAUCAGAAUCACACGAAGAAGAUAAGAACAAUGAUGCUUACUAUCUAGAACCAUGGGCUAUUUGUCAGACACUGACUCCGUUAUGUGAUGUAAAGUUUGUAAGGUGUAUAUCAAGCGAUGAUAGAAAGCAUAUUACACAGUGCAACUGGGUUCAUAUGAUAGAAGAUUUACAAUUUAAAUUAUGCCAUUGUCCAACUCAUUCCACAUGGAGUUUGAAUAAAACUUCCACAUCGGCAGGUUGUCAGCCAAAUAAUUGUAUUUCUGCACUAUUGAUUUACCGUAUGCGAAAGCCUUCAGAUUUAGUUUCUGCACAGUCGUUAGUUCCAAGAAAAUCGAAUUUUGUUAAAAAUACUAAGAAACCAUUCCCAUUUCCUGGUAAUACUCUUCUGCAAUAUUUAAGACCUGUGGGAUGGAAUGAAGAACCACUUGUUCAAUGGUUCGACUGUAAUUAUUUGAAGUCACAUAAAUCAGUAACUUUGGCAUUCAAUUCCUGUUGCAUCACGGAAGACUUGAAUUCCCUUAUUUAUCGUGCUAGGGUAAGACAAAAAGUUGGCGCCUAUUUGCACUGGUACGAAAAGUAUGGUUGCACUAAAGACAACUUUGAUGAAGCUUUCGAACAGUUAAAACAUGUAAUAGAAGCUUACAAGAAUCUAAUAUGA